UCCCACCCACAUCUCUUCCACAUCACCUUGGUGUCUCCCUAAAUAAAACCAGCCCUUCUUAUCACACCGAGGAAAUCAAGAGCUAGAGUUUGAACGGAUUUUUGUAUAAAUAUUUACCCCUACAAAGCUACUGCUGAGCUGGUGGGAUAAACUCGCAGCAGCUGGCCUGAGACUCGUUUACUCUCUCUCUCUCUCUCCUAAAAGGGUUUAAUUAUUAUCCAGAGGGGAGGGGAGAGAUCUGGAUCCCAGUUCCAGCUACAGACUGACCCAAAAAGCAGUGCCAGGAUUUCACUAGCUGCUCCUCAUGGAUCUGAAGGACAGCACCAGCGAGGGCAGCAUGGGGAGCAUGCAACCUUCCAGUAUCCAGAUUUUUGCCAACACCUCCACGCUCCAUGGGAUCCGUCACGUCUUUGUCUACGGGCCAGUGACCAUCCGACGCCUGCUCUGGACCUUGGCCUUCGUGGGCUCACUGGGGCUCCUCCUGGUUGAGAGCUCGGACCGAGUGGCUUUCUACUUCUCCUACCAGCAUGUGACCAAAGUGGACGAGGUAGUGGCCAACAGUCUGGUCUUCCCUGCUGUCACCAUCUGUAACCUCAAUGAGUUUCGCUUUUCCCGGCUCACCACCAAUGACCUGUACCAUGCUGGAGAGCUUCUGGCUCUGCUCGAUGUCAACCUGCAGAUCCCCAACCCUCACCUGGCUGACCCGUCUGUCUUGGCCAUCCUUCAAGAAAAGGCCAACUUUAACCAGUAUAAACCAAAAGUUUUCAACAUGCAGGAGUUCCUGGCGCGGGUUGGCCAUGACCUGAAGGAUAUGAUGCUGUACUGCAAAUUCAAAGGCCAAGAGUGCAACCAUGAGGACUUCAAAACUGUGUUUACAAAAUAUGGGAAAUGCUACAUGUUUAACUCAGGAGAAGAAGGACGGCCUCUUCUUACCACGGUCAAGGGUGGGACAGGCAAUGGACUGGAAAUCAUGCUAGAUAUACAGCAGGAUGAAUAUUUGCCAAUAUGGGGAGAAACAGAGGAGACGACGUUUGAGGCUGGAGUCAAGGUUCAGAUCCACAGCCAGUCUGAGCCACCGUUCGUCCAGGAGCUUGGGUUCGGGGUGGCCCCUGGCUUCCAGACCUUUGUGGCCACCCAGGAGCAAAGGCUGACGUACCUGCCUCCGCCGUGGGGUGAAUGUCGCUCGUCAGAGAUGGGCUUAGACUUCUUUCCUGUUUACAGCAUCACGGCUUGCAGGAUCGACUGCGAGACCCGGUAUAUUGUGGAAAACUGCAACUGCAAAAUGGUUCAUAUGCCAGGGGAUGCUCCCUUCUGUACCCCGGAGCAGUACAAGGAAUGCGCAGAGCCUGCACUCGGUUUGCUUGCUGAAAAGGACAGCAAUUACUGCAUCUGCAGGACACCCUGUAACCUGACCAGGUACAACAAAGAGCUCUCCAUGGUCAAGAUCCCCAGCAAGACUUCAGCCAAGUACCUGGAGAAGAAGUUUAACAAGUCAGAAAAAUAUAUCUCAGAGAAUAUUCUUGUGUUGGACAUAUUUUUUGAAGCACUCAACUAUGAGACAAUUGAGCAGAAGAAAGCCUAUGAAGUGGCAGCCUUACUUGGUGACAUUGGAGGCCAGAUGGGGCUAUUUAUCGGUGCUAGUAUCCUCACUAUACUAGAGCUCUUCGAUUAUAUAUAUGAGCUGAUCAAGGAGAAAUUAUUAGACCUACUCGGAAAGGAGGAAGAGGAAGGGAGCCAUGAUGAAAAUGUGAGCACUUGUGACCCCAUGCCAAAUCAUUCGGAAACCAUCAGCCACACUGUGAAUGUGCCGCUGCAGGCCACCCUGGGAACACUGGAGGAGAUCGCCUGCUGACACCGUCCGACCGCUCCACAGUGCCAACACCUGAGGAAGGGAAACUGCACGGGAAAGCAGGGACCGAGCUCAGGUUUGCAACGGGGGCAAAAAAAAAUGAUUAAAAAAAAAUAAGGAAGAAAAUCGCUAUGCAUUAAAAAUAUAUAUAUAUAUUAUAUAUAUACUCUGCCAAAACCAAGCGAGAGGCGCCUUGGACUUGACUUGUGUUGUCCUUUCCUGUGGGGGGGUUGUCUUCAAGAUGUGAAGGCAGCAGCUCAUUUUUGAACCGUACAAAACACAGAGACCACCACCACAAAAACAAACGAAGCCCCGCCAUUUCACAUACUGCCAAAUGUAUAAAGCACUUGCAUGCCAGUUCUUUUUAUGGCAAUAUAUUCCUAGCUGUCUUUAUAAGCUCUGUUCCUCUUUACAGUCUCUGAUUUUCACAACAAGAAGGAACUCGCGGGCCCAGCCAUCCCCUGAAAUCACCAUUACUAACGUCGUAGGCUGAAUUAGAAUAAAGAAACAAAAAGUCGCAGCUCUUGGAUUCUUCUUACGUUCUUGUCCUUCGUGUCAGUCUGUGAUGAAUCUUAAGCUAAGCCAGGUCCCCGAGGCCGGGCCACCUCAGCGCUACCAGUCACCCCAAGGUGAGCAUCCCUGGAGAGGGGCCAGACCGGGUGGCUCUUGGUGGAUCGUCCCCACCCCAGCUGCUGUGUCGUGCUCCUCCGUCUACAGUGCCUGGAAAGUCCGUCUCCAGCGGGUGGGCACAGGGCGGUGGGUUUCUUCAUUUUUUUUAAUUAUUAUUUUUAAUUUUUUAAUUUUUUUUUUUUUCUGUUAAUGGAUUCUGUGCUUUCUCCUCGUUCUCAUGACUGAUAUUAAAGCUGGUCUUGUGGAAAUGGCC
Molecule: messenger RNA, 2732 nt
Organism: Cygnus olor (mute swan)
Lineage: Eukaryota; Metazoa; Chordata; Aves; Anseriformes; Anatidae
Gene: ASIC2
Product: acid sensing ion channel subunit 2
Exons: 10
Coding region: 305-1852 (515 amino acids)
Biological process (GO): sodium ion transmembrane transport
Cellular component (GO): membrane
Molecular function (GO): ligand-gated sodium channel activity
Source: RefSeq, a predicted model, not a curated record